AUGAUCUUUUUCACAGGUGAUUCACAGGAGCUGAGGAUUGUGCUGCUGGGAGUCUCUGGAGCUGGAAAGAGUUUAACAGCAAAUGCAAUACUGGGUCGAGAGGCAUUUAAAGAGAGCAGAACCAGAGAGAGUGAGAAACAGACAGGAAAAGUAGAAGACAGAGACAUCUCCAUCAUCGACACACCAGGAUUCUUCAACACUCAACUGACUGAUGAAGAGAUGAAGAAUGAGAUGAUGAAGAGUAUGUUCCUCUGUUAUCCUGGUCCUCACCUGUUCCUGCUCGUCAUCAACCUGAAGACCUUCAGAGAGGAACAGAGGAACCUCGUGGAGCAAGUUCAGGAGAACUUUGGAGCUCAGGCUUUGAAGUUCACAAUGACAUACACUCUAGAGAUCCACAAGAAAACAAGGAUGAUGAAGAAGAGGUGGUCAAACCAUCAGCAAAAUCACUGA
Molecule: messenger RNA, 450 nt
Organism: Carassius carassius (crucian carp)
Lineage: Eukaryota; Metazoa; Chordata; Actinopteri; Cypriniformes; Cyprinidae
Product: GTPase IMAP family member 4-like
Exons: 2
Coding region: 1-450 (149 amino acids)
Molecular function (GO): GTP binding
Source: RefSeq, a predicted model, not a curated record